AUGUCUUUUCCCGGCAUGUAUAUUCCGGGCAUGGGCGGCGCGGGAGCAGGCGCAGGCGGCAACGCAGGUCUUAAUGAACAAGAGCAGCAGAUGGUGAAAAUGAUGCAAAAAGGCAUGGAAUCAUGCGUCGCAAAAUCCAUUCUGGCUGGAGGCAUGGGCUUCGUCCUCGGCGGAGCUUUUGGGCUAUUCAUGUCCAGUAUGGCCUACGACACUCCGCUAAGUCCACAAGGGCAACAACUCACCUCUCUUCCUGUACGGGAGCAACUACGCCGCGGCCUCAAAGACAUGGGCUCGAAAUCCUACAGUUCCGCAAAGAACUUCGCCAUGAUCGGCGCGAUAUAUUCCGGGACAGAGUGUGCGAUUGAAGGGUUCCGAGCGAAGUCUGACCUCACAAACUCCGUGCUUGCGGGCUGUCUUACGGGAGGGGGGCUGGCGUAUAAAGCGGGACCUCAGGCGGCAGUAUUGGGGUGUGCGGGUUUCGCGGCAUUUUCCGCAGCGAUCGAUGCGUACAUGCGCAUGCCGGAAAGCGAUUGA
This is a messenger RNA of Rhinocladiella mackenziei CBS 650.93, 534 nucleotides long. RefSeq lists its product as uncharacterized. Gene Ontology annotation, molecular function: transmembrane protein transporter activity. Gene Ontology annotation, cellular component: TIM22 mitochondrial import inner membrane insertion complex. The transcript has 3 exons. Lineage: Eukaryota; Fungi; Ascomycota; Eurotiomycetes; Chaetothyriales; Herpotrichiellaceae. Gene Ontology annotation, biological process: protein insertion into mitochondrial inner membrane. The record is from RefSeq and is a predicted model, not a curated record. Bases 1 to 534 code for a protein of 177 amino acids.